AGCUCGAAGCUGCCGAUGAUGAGAUCAAAGAGCAGAAAUGGAGGCUGUUGACGGAGGAGGAAUUGGAGUUGGUGACAUUGGAAUUGUAUGAGCGGGGCUCAUACAGUCCAUCAUAUGGCGAUGAGAAGGAAACAAUGCCCGGUAUUGAGAUCCUCGAUGAAUUGGAAGACGCGAAGAAGCGUAAAGAAAUGAUGGAUGAAGCUGAUAACGCUGCAGUAGCAUCAUCAUCACUUGGCUUAUCGUUGGCUGAGAAGGAAAUGGAGCUGAUAGCCCGAAAAGGCAUGACAGAUGAUGAAGCAACAUUUUCGGUAGAAGCACCACUGGAAGCUCAGACUUUUUUGUGGUCUGAAAAAUAUCGACCACGAAAACCAAGAUAUUUCAAUCGUGUUCACACGGGCUUCGAAUGGAAUAAGUACAAUCAAACUCAUUACGACAUGGAUAAUCCACCACCGAAA
Gongylonema pulchrum is the source of this 455-nucleotide messenger RNA. The record is from the annotation of a GenBank genome assembly. Lineage: Eukaryota; Metazoa; Nematoda; Chromadorea; Rhabditida; Gongylonematidae.